AUGGUGUCGGGGGCGGUGUGUCCACCCUGGAAAUGUUGUCCAGCGGAACGGAGUGGUAAAGAUGGAUGGGAGGAUCAGCCGCUCGUCAACGCUUCCGGAAAUCCGGUUUUUCGAGCUUUCCCCUGGAUGUUCGGUAGCCGGGAUCGAGUGUACCUGCGCUCGAUGCAAAGUUUCACCGCGUACGCGGGUCGCAUGACGACGGCGCGGCGUCUGCGGCCCAUCCCGCAGGUGCAGUGCAAGGGCGGCCCCUGCGAACUCUCGCCUGCUGCACUGCAGUGCUACAACCGCGGGUUCGAUGGCAAGACUGUCAACUGGGAAUGUAGGGCUGACAUGGACGAGCGAGUGCGGUUUGGCAAUUUGCAUGUCAUCUGCGAGGGCUACGACUACGCUGGCGACGAGUACAUCCUGGCGGGUUCCUGUGGGGAUCGAAAAGUCCAGUAUUUGGCGCAUUUCAUGACAGACGAAAACUGGGGUUNGCCACCUGGCGGAGGUCGGCCGAACGACUACGAUCCCGGGCCAGGGUUUUGGCCAGGUGCUGGACUGGGGGCAAUUCUUGGCUACAUCUUGGGCUACUCCACGUCUGACGACGGUUACGGUAACGCGAAUUACGGGCCCAACUACUACGGCCCUGCACCAGGCCCAUCCGGCCCCGGGGGUUUCUACGAACCCGGCUACGAGCCCGGGUUCGACGGUGGAGGAAUGGGUAAUCCUGGACCCACUGGACCCACUCGCGAGGCCCGAGGUUUCGGGGAGACCAGUGUACAAGUCAGAUCGAACCCUUUCACACCCACUCCGGUCAGCACCAACAGCGCAGUUUUAUUGUCGAAUGUGUCAUCCUCUGCUGGAACCCGAUUAAGUCCUGCCAACGGAUGUUGCUAUGACACGCCGGGUGCGAGAAACCGCAUUUUGAUUCCCAGAAGGAAGAUGGGUUGAAGAACUUGGAUUCAAUUUAAUACAAGCUAGAGGAUUUUUUUUCCCUCAAUAUUUCCUCAGGAAAUCAGUUUUUCUUGAUUUUUCUUUUCUUUUUCCUAACAUUGUUUUCGAACACUUAACGCCGCUUUCGGUGGAUUCAAUCCCGAAAAACGAAUGCUGCGAGUUUCCCCCGACAUCGAAAUUAUUCGAAAUGUAUUCUUGUUAGUCGUUCUGCCCUCAAUAAUGCUGAAAAUGAGACCAUUAAAUGCGUUGCCUGCUCAUACGAGGCAACAAGCCUUCA
Messenger RNA from Notodromas monacha, 1213 nucleotides. Lineage: Eukaryota; Metazoa; Arthropoda; Ostracoda; Podocopida; Cyprididae. The record is from the annotation of a GenBank genome assembly.